This is a messenger RNA of Alosa alosa (allis shad), 2584 nucleotides long. It is a transcript of the gene hspa5, whose product is annotated as heat shock protein 5. Gene Ontology annotation, cellular component: endoplasmic reticulum chaperone complex; cytoplasm; nucleus. Gene Ontology annotation, molecular function: ATP binding; heat shock protein binding; ATP-dependent protein folding chaperone. Gene Ontology annotation, biological process: protein refolding; cellular response to unfolded protein; endoplasmic reticulum unfolded protein response. The transcript is spliced from 9 exons. The coding region runs from base 162 to 2126 and encodes 654 amino acids. Lineage: Eukaryota; Metazoa; Chordata; Actinopteri; Clupeiformes; Clupeidae. The record is from RefSeq and is a predicted model, not a curated record.
CAUCAUUCAUUGAGUAUCAUUUAGCAAAUGUACAGUGCAAAAGGAGGACAUCAAGAAUUGCUUAAACGUGUGUCAAGCUACCCAAGUAAUUCCAGCAAGUGAUUCGCCUGGGAUAAUUAGCAGAAAGACUUCCUGACUAGACGAAGCAAAACGCCUCAACCAUGAGAUUGCUCCUGGUCUGUCUAGUGGUGUUCGGCACCGUCUUUGCCGAUGAUGAUGACAAGAGGGAGAGUGUUGGUACAGUGGUCGGGAUUGAUCUCGGAACUACCUAUUCCUGUGUUGGAGUGUUCAAAAAUGGUCGUGUGGAAAUCAUCGCCAAUGACCAAGGUAACAGAAUCACCCCUUCCUAUGUGGCCUUCACCGCUGAGGGAGAGCGUCUCAUUGGUGAUGCUGCUAAGAACCAGCUGACCUCCAACCCUGAGAACACCGUUUUUGAUGCAAAGAGAUUGAUUGGUCGCACUUGGAGCGACUCCGCUGUGCAGUCGGAUAUCAAAUACUUUCCUUUCAAGGUCAUUGAUAAGAAGAGCAAGCCUCAUAUCCAGCUUGACAUUUUGGGCCAGAUGAAGACCUUUGCUCCUGAGGAAAUCUCUGCCAUGGUCCUCACCAAGAUGAAGGAAACCGCUGAGGCAUACCUGGGAAAGAAGGUCACCCAUGCUGUGGUCACUGUUCCUGCUUAUUUCAAUGAUGCCCAGCGUCAGGCCACCAAGGAUGCUGGAACCAUCGCCGGCCUGAAUGUGAUGAGGAUCAUUAAUGAGCCAACUGCAGCUGCCAUUGCCUAUGGUUUGGACAAGAAGGGCGGUGAGAAGAACAUUCUGGUGUUCGACCUUGGUGGUGGUACCUUUGAUGUGUCCCUCCUGACUAUUGAUAAUGGCGUGUUUGAGGUCGUGGCCACAAACGGAGACACCCACUUGGGAGGUGAAGACUUCGACCAGCGUGUCAUGGAGCACUUCAUCAAGCUGUACAAGAAGAAGACGGGCAAGGAUGUGCGCAAAGACAACCGUGCCGUUCAGAAACUGCGUCGUGAGGUUGAGAAGGCCAAGAGAGCCCUGUCUGCCCAACAUCAAGCACGUAUUGAGAUUGAGUCUUUCUUUGAGGGAGAAGAUUUCUCAGAAACCCUGACCCGUGCCAAGUUUGAGGAGCUGAAUAUGGAUCUCUUCCGUUCCACCAUGAAGCCAGUGCAGAAGGUUCUGGAAGAUUCUGACCUGAAGAAAUCUGACAUUGAUGAGAUUGUGCUGGUCGGUGGGUCCACUCGUAUUCCCAAGAUCCAGCAGCUGGUGAAGGAGUUCUUCAAUGGAAAGGAGCCCUCCAGAGGCAUCAACCCUGACGAGGCUGUGGCCUACGGAGCUGCUGUGCAGGCUGGCGUGCUCUCUGGGGAGGAGGAUACAGGCGACCUGGUUCUUCUGGAUGUGUGCCCCCUGACUCUUGGAAUUGAGACUGUUGGAGGAGUGAUGACCAAGCUGAUCCCCAGGAACACCGUGGUGCCAACCAAGAAGUCUCAGAUCUUCUCCACGGCCUCUGACAACCAGCCAACUGUCACCAUCAAGGUCUAUGAAGGUGAGCGCCCUCUGACCAAAGACAACCAUCUGCUGGGUAACUUUGACCUGACUGGCAUUCCUCCAGCACCCCGUGGUGUCCCCCAGAUUGAAGUGACCUUUGAGAUUGAUGUCAACGGUAUCCUCCGUGUAACUGCUGAAGACAAGGGAACUGGCAACAAGAACAAGAUCACCAUCACCAACGACCAGAACCGUCUGACUCCAGAGGACAUCGAGAGGAUGGUGAAUGAUGCUGAGCGAUUUGCCGAUGAAGACAAGAAGUUGAAGGAGCGCAUUGACGCCCGCAACGAGCUGGAGAGCUAUGCCUACUCCCUGAAGAACCAGAUAGGCGACAAAGAGAAGCUGGGUGGCAAGCUGUCUGACGAAGACAAAGAAGCCAUCGAGAAAGCUGUAGAGGAGAAGAUUGAAUGGAUGGAGUCCCACCAGGAGGCCGACACAGAAGAAUUCAAGGCCAAGAAGAAGGAGCUGGAGGAGGUUGUUCAGCCCAUCGUUGGCAAGCUCUACGGCAACGCAGGUGGACCUCCUCCUGAGGAGGGUGGUGAAGGCGAGCAGGAUGAGAAGGAUGAAUUGUAGGCGUGGUUCCUGCUUCUCCAAACACCCACACACACACACUGUUCUCCCUGAUGCCCUGGCCUCUCUGGUAGUGGUCCAGGUGUACAUAUUGAACUGGAACGAGGGACAAUUGUGAGGAAAAGGUUGAAGGGAGGACCAGACCAACAAGAAUCUCCUCUGCAAAGAAAACUAAACAAAAGACUUUUUGGAGCGGUAGAGAAGUGCGGAGUGUGCUCUUCACUCGCGAGUGGAGAUUUAGUCAGCCUGGAUCGAGGCUUACUGCUGUUCUGAGGCAGUCCGAAACGGGGUUCACUUGGGUGGGUUUAGCGGGGAGGGGGUAGCCGGGUUCUAUGGGCAUGUGGGUAGUCAUGUUCUUCAUCUUUACAGUUUAUUUAUUGAAAUCUGGCCAUUGUAGAAAAAUGUUUCUACAGGAAAUAAAUGAAAAUACAUGUUUGAUAAUAAAAAAAAACAUUUCCUGA